Tachyglossus aculeatus (Australian echidna) is the source of this 2607-nucleotide messenger RNA. RefSeq names its product testis expressed 28 (gene TEX28). The transcript has 4 exons. NCBI's taxonomy places the organism in Eukaryota, Metazoa, Chordata, Mammalia, Monotremata, Tachyglossidae. The record is from RefSeq and is a predicted model, not a curated record. The coding region runs from base 312 to 1934 and encodes 540 amino acids. Gene Ontology annotation, cellular component: endomembrane system.
AAGUCCUAGAUUAUUUACAAGAUGGAAAGAGAAGAAGCCAGAAACGAAAGCUUUUGGAAAGAGACCAGCGAGAUGAUGUCACGCAUUCUCUUGUGAUAUUAAUGAGUGAUGUCACAAAGCUACUGCAGUGAAACAGCGUUUUUCCCUUGGUGCUCAGAACUGGACUCUCUAGCAGAUGUCCAGGCAGACUGAGAAGAAAACCACUUGGCGUGUGGUGAAGAUGAAUUUUCUCUAGGCCCUAAUGGCAAUGCGAAAGAUGUCAGAAAGGCCUUUUCCUUCUGGCCAGCUGGUAGCCAAGAGUCCCUCCGGUGAUGCUCGCCAGAACUGUGAAAUGGGCCCGACCGCCUUCUGGAUCUUUUAGCGCUUCCCCGGAGGAGGUGACCGGAGAGAUCUGCUUUUGGCAAACGGAGCGUCAAAAGGCUACUUGCCUACCUCUUGGAAGGACUGCCUCUUCCAGAGGGAGCUUACGGGAGGUCAACGGCUGCAAGCUGAGGCAGGGGAAGACGACGUCAGCACACCGUCCGCACCAGCCCGAGUCGGGCCGGCGAUCGAAUGCUGCCACCUUGCAUUCUUUCAUCUCCGUCUCCGUGCAGCCCCGAAGGAAACAGAGUUGGCUCGUCCGCAUAGAGCAGUUUCCACCGGCUAAGCAGCAUGGAAAGUCCGUCAAACCCCAUCUGGCGUUUUCAGCAGAGCAAGGUUCCCUCAAGGAAGUAAGAGCUGGGCCACGUUGCCAUCCAGCUCCAGGGGGUAUCUGCCAGGCAAAACCCAUGAAGAGUCCCAGCCCAGGCCUGCCUCCUGAUGACCCUUCACUCGUUCCGCGGUCAUCCGGGACGGAGGCCCCCGGCAUCCGCCAGCACAGCGCCAGUGCGGAGCUCAACCGCAUCCUUCAGGACACCAUCAAACACAGGAUCUUGUAUCUGUCGGAGCAGCUGAAGGUGGAAAAAGCUAGCCGGGAUGAGAACACGGUGGGCUACCUCAAACUGGUUUCCAAAGCGGAUCGGCAUCAGGCGCCUCUCAUCAGGCAGGCCUUUGAGAAAGUGAACCAACGCUCCUCUGCUACCAUCGGCCAGAUAGAACGCAAACUCCAGCAGACCUACCGGCAACUCCAGGAGCUGGAGCUGGCCGUCAAGCCCAGGAGCUCGGCUCUAUACACGGAUGCUUCCUUUCCAGAAACCGAGCAGUCCGUUGAGAACGUUUUACGGUGCGAGUACCCCGAGCCUGAGGAGACGGGACCCCCGCCAGCCAACGUCACGUGCACCUCACAGGAGGAUGACUCUUCUGGUUCCCACCAGGACCAGACUUCCAAGACGGGCAGCUUGAACAGACAGGAUAACUUGACCAUCCAGAAAAUGAAUGAACAGCUGGAAGUCAUAAAAAUGUUCCAUUCUAGCUUGGAAACAGAUUUCCAGAAUCUAAAGGUAAAGUACCUGUCUGAAUUGGAACAGAUAGUGGAGUGCCUACAAGAAGAAAAAUGCAGACACAGGUUAAUAGAAGAUCAGGUGAAUGACCAUAUGCAGGUACACUUGGAUGAGAUCUUAUGCCUCAAGCAGGACCUGGCUAGCACUGAAGAGAAAAUGGUUUACCAGUCCUACGAGAAAGCAAAAGAAAUAUGGGAAGUGAUGGAAAGCUUUCAGACACGCAUUUCCAAACUAGAGGCUCUGCAGCAAACAGCGCAGCUGGAGAUGGUGGAGAAACGCAAAAACCAGGCCCAGGUGUUCCUGGACAAGUUCAUGAAUCUACUCGUCACUUUGACCAACAUCCUCCUGGUCUGCGUCACUAGCGUGUCCAGCUGCCCCUUGUCUCUGAUCAGGAGCCCUCCGCGUAUUUUAGCCAUCUUCAUGGUGAUUAGCCUGGGAGCAGUCGCCUGGCAGAAAUGGCAAGCCAGAUCAAACACUGACUGGCAUGCUUGGCUUUCCUCCAGGUGGAAAGGGUAAUGUAAGGAGUCACGGGCUCCCAAUUUGAAUGUUAAAGGACCAGGAGGAUGAAGCUCAGCAAGGGAUCGUCCCUGGUAGCCCCGUCUUUGUUUCGGUACAACAGGGAACUUCUGCGGCCCCCCCCACCGAGGUUGCCCCGUCUCUGCUCCUCUUGGUCAUUUCUUUGCCAGUGAGGUUUCCAAAUACCACCAACCCACCCGACAAAUGUCUUACCAAUCAUUCCUCCUGGCGGGGGUUUCCCUCCUACGUUAAAUGACGAUCCGCCACUCAGGGCGAGAAAGAGACCAACGUGUUGCCUGCCAGAGUGUUUGUAUAUUAAAAGGGGAGGAAGGCUGCUCCCUCGGGAUGUUCCCACCUUCAACAAGUCAGGCUGGCCUGGGCAGACACUGUGCCAACUGAAGAAAGAAGAGUCCUGUCAGGUGGGCCUUGGGGAAGACUCCCUCUUGCUGUCCCCAGAGAGGGAAGAGCCAGCUGACCUGGGACUCUCAGAAGGCCCAGACUUCUCAUCGUGGGGAUCAAUACUGAUCCUAGAAGGCAGUGGCCAUUAAGCCGGUGGGAGCGUCAUCCCUCCCUAGCCCCUGUUCUGUUUUCUUGCCUUCCCCCUCAGUCUGAGGAAGAAUCUGGAAGCAGCAGCUAGACUAGGGGGGCACAAAAGAGAUAGCAGAGAUAGCUC